AUGGACAGAUGGUCAGCAACUUUCUCACCUAAUUCACUUCAAGGUCUUACAGCCAUAAUUUGGAUCCGUUUGCCAAACCUUCCACUUCAAUGCUGGGAUGAAGUGAACUUUUGUAUAAUUGCUUCCAUGGUGGGGAUCCCUUAUUUGAUCGAUGGAAACAUGUUCCAGUGGUCUAGAAGUGAGUUCGCAAGAGUUUGCGUGAGAAUCAAACUAGAUGAGAAGCUUCCCAUGGGAGUUUGGGUUGAAGGAGAGCUGGGAAAAUUUUAUCAGAACAUUGAAUACGAAAGGCUGCCAACAUUUUGCUUCAUUUGUCGUAAGAUUGGCCACUUAAGGGAGGAAUGUUUGAAGAAAUCUUCAGCAAAUGAACCUAAUCCAGGAGAUGAAGACCCAAUCAGUAAAGGAUUAGAAGGAAAUGGAGAUGCCAGGAAAAACUGUCCAAAACAGAGUCAGCUAGAUAAUGGAAAAAAAGAUGAUGAUGGAGAAGGUUAUGGUCCAUGGAUUAAUGUGGACUACAAAGCUAAGAAGAUUAAUAAAAAAUUUCUAUGA
This is a messenger RNA of Dendrobium catenatum, 546 nucleotides long. RefSeq lists its product as uncharacterized. The transcript has a single exon. The record is from RefSeq and is a predicted model, not a curated record. Lineage: Eukaryota; Viridiplantae; Streptophyta; Magnoliopsida; Asparagales; Orchidaceae. Bases 1 to 546 code for a protein of 181 amino acids.